GUCCUGUGGUGACGUCAUCGCUGCUGGUCUGCAGCCUGUUGUUUUGUUUGUUGAGUUCAGCGUCGAUCAGAGAGUUUACAGGAAACACGUGAAGGACAGUGAAGCAGUGAAGACGUGAAAAGACCCAGAGACACCCAGAGACACCCGGAGACACAGCGGAGACUGAAUUCACCUGAAUCUGCUUCAAUCUGCUGCGUCGAGCGAACUCAGCCCGGAAACAUGAAAUGGAUGUUCAAAGAGGAUCACUCCCUGGAACAUCGAUGCAUAGAAUCCGCCAAAAUCCGCAACAAGUACCCUGACCGGGUCCCGGUGAUCGUGGAGAAAGUGUCGGGAUCGCAGAUCGUGGACAUAGACAAGAGGAAGUACCUGGUCCCCUCCGACAUCACAGUGGCUCAGUUCAUGUGGAUCAUCAGGAAACGCAUCCAGCUGCCCUCGGAGAAGGCCAUCUUCCUGUUUGUGGACAAGACGGUGCCUCAGUCCAGCAUCACGAUGGGGCAGCUGUACGAGAAGGAGAAGGACGAGGACGGCUUUUUAUACGUGGCUUACAGCGGCGAGAACACCUUCGGUUUUUAAAUCAAGAGGCCGGAUCACGACCCGCUGACCUGCGGCGCCGCCCAGCCACACAGACACCCGCCUACAUCUAAUCACAGCCCUGACUUGGCCCCUGGAGAUAGCGAGGGAAACCCCGGAGAGAUUGAGCGACAUGAACGCAACAGGACGAUGGACUGAGCGCUCCUCUGACUGGACGAACAUACGCGUUUGUUCUGGCCCGUGUUGCACCACUUCUUUAUAGAGUCAUAGAUCCAGUCGUGUAUAGUGUGUUACAUUUCAAUUAUUGUUUGUUUGAUGUUGUGAUUUGAGUGUUUUAAAAGGAACCUUGAUUUUCUUUAUUUCACAUUUUAAACAAUAUGUGUGAAUGAGUUUUGCUUGUAGUUCUGCUUUCCUCUUUAAAGAUGAUAUUUAAAAGAAUUUUAAUUUAAUUAUUUGAGGUAAGGUAGCUGGAUGACCUAACCAAUAAAAAAUAUACAAAUUAAA
Messenger RNA from Hippoglossus stenolepis (Pacific halibut), 1035 nucleotides. RefSeq names its product gamma-aminobutyric acid receptor-associated protein-like 2. Bases 220 to 573 code for a protein of 117 amino acids. The record is from RefSeq and is a predicted model, not a curated record. Gene Ontology annotation, biological process: autophagosome assembly; macroautophagy; cellular response to nitrogen starvation. The transcript is spliced from 4 exons. Lineage: Eukaryota; Metazoa; Chordata; Actinopteri; Pleuronectiformes; Pleuronectidae. Gene Ontology annotation, molecular function: ubiquitin protein ligase binding. Gene Ontology annotation, cellular component: cytosol; autophagosome; autophagosome membrane.